Molecule: messenger RNA, 1015 nt
Organism: Bombus huntii
Lineage: Eukaryota; Metazoa; Arthropoda; Insecta; Hymenoptera; Apidae
Exons: 15
Coding region: 82-993 (303 amino acids)
Source: RefSeq, a predicted model, not a curated record
UAGCACAGCAUCCACGGUAACGUUCUCUGUUUGUCUGCUUCGAACGAUCGUUAACUGCGAAGCUGCUUGUGCCAUCGGCUCAUGCCCCCCCCCUCCCUCCUCCCUCCCACUUUAGUCAGUGCAUCUCUCAAGAGGACAAAGCUUCUGCAGGAGCUCAAGAAUACAUAUCACUACUUCAACUUCGUCAUCUUCUUCAGGAGUGUUCUAACAGUGGCACAAAAGCCAAAUUUUUCGCAGUUUGCAUUUCUACUAUUAGCCUUUCAACGGUUCCUGUCUGAUGUUAGUCUCCCGGAUGAAAUUCGCUGGGAUAGCACAGCAUCCACGGUAACGUUCUCUGUUUGUCUGCUUCGAACGAGUCAGUGCAUCUCUCAAGAGGACAAAGCUUCUGCAGGAGCUCAAGAAUACAUAUCACUACUUCAACUUCGUCAUCUUCUUCAGGAGUGUUCUAACAGUGGCACAAAAGCCAAGUAUCCUUUCAACGGUUCCUGUCUGAUGUUAGUCUCCCGGAUGAAAUUCGCUGGGAUAGCACAGCAUCCACGAGUCAGUGCAUCUCUCAAGAGGACAAAGCUUCUGCAGGAGCUCAAGAAUACAUAUCACUACUUCAACUUCGUCAUCUUCUUCAGGAGUGUUCUAACAGUGGCACAAAAGCCAAAUUUUUCGCAGUUUGCAUUUCUACUAUUAGCCUUUCAACGGUUCCUGUCUGAUGUUAGUCUCCCGGAUGAAAUUCGCUGGGAUAGCACAGCAUCCACGGUAACGUUCUCUGUUUGUCUGCUUCGAACGAUCGUUAACUGCGAAGCUGCUUGUGCCAUCGGCUCAUGCCCCCCCCUCCCUCCUCCCUCCCACUUUAGUCAGUGCAUCUCUCAAGAGGACAAAGCUUCUGCAGGAGCUCAAGAAUACAUAUCACUACUUCAACUUCGUCAUCUUCUUCAGGAGUGUUCUAACAGUGGCACAAAAGCCAAGUAUAUUUUUCGCAGUCUGCAUUUCUACUAUUAGCCUUUCAACGGUUCCUGUCUGA